AUGUUAGAGCUUCUAUUCUUCGCGCUUCUUAUUUUUUCGAUUCAAGCUACUGAAAAACCCUAUUUUCUUGAAGCCGAACAUGGAAAAGGACAAGAAGCUGGUGGUUUUGGAAUUGAGAAAGGUACAUUUUAUUUUUGAAAAAAAAAAUGAGAAUAGAAUUUUUUCUAGAUCCAAAUUAUUGGCCAAGUUAUUUGGAGUCAAGUGCAAAGGAUUACCAAACACCAUCUUAUACACCGUAUUUUGGAAAAUACUAUCAAAGUUUUUUGGACAAAAAUAAUUGA
Messenger RNA from Caenorhabditis angaria, 281 nucleotides. The record is from the annotation of a GenBank genome assembly. Lineage: Eukaryota; Metazoa; Nematoda; Chromadorea; Rhabditida; Rhabditidae.